AUGGACGAGUGGGACCUCCCGCAGUGGAAGAAGGAGGUGGAGAGCCUCAAGUACCAGCUGGCCUACAAGCGGGAGCUCUCGUCCAAGACCAUCCCCGAGUUCGUCAAGUGGAUCGAGGACGGCAUCCCCGAGGACCCGUUUCUCAACCCGGAGCUGAUGAAAAACAACCCGUGGGUGGAGAAGGGAAAAUGCACCGUGCUCUGA
Messenger RNA from Tinamus guttatus (white-throated tinamou), 204 nucleotides. RefSeq names its product G protein subunit gamma 13 (gene GNG13). Gene Ontology annotation, cellular component: heterotrimeric G-protein complex. Gene Ontology annotation, molecular function: G-protein beta-subunit binding. The record is from RefSeq and is a predicted model, not a curated record. Lineage: Eukaryota; Metazoa; Chordata; Aves; Tinamiformes; Tinamidae. Gene Ontology annotation, biological process: sensory perception of taste; phospholipase C-activating G protein-coupled receptor signaling pathway.